UUUGAAUAAUGCGCUCCUUACAAUUUCCUACCCUCAUUCCGUCAAACGUCACGACCUUGGAGGAAUCAUCAUGGCCUGAUCAUGGCCGCGAUGACAAAUACUACGAAACAUUAUUGCGGCGCAUUUAUGUUUACAAAGUGCUAAUUUUUAAAUAUUUAUAUGUGUCAUACACAGAGAGUACACAAUAUGCUUGAUUAGCGCACAUGAUGCCAGAACGUGUGAACCUGUCCGUCUCGUCAGUCCAUCCCAGCUGCGCUGUGCCACACCCUGUUCUUGUCAGCAAUAACCAGUUGUGCCCAAUUCUUGACUGCUCAAAGAAUGUGCUUUUCCCUAUAACAUACACCAUUCCUGGAGUUGGCAUGUAGUCAAGUAUGCGUAUCACUCCCACUUUAAUAGUGUUGUAUAUAUUAGUUGGUAAACAGGCUCGAACCAUCUCUUUAAAAUUUGUGGGAGCGUACAAAAGAAAGCAUGUUGUAGAAAUGUUUGUUGCUGUCAGCUGUUUAUUACAUUUUUUUUCUUUCAAAACACUAAUUUUUAGUGUAAUGUUUGCCAACAUCCUGGGUGGACUUUACAUAUUGUUUUGCUGCCAUGUGAACUUGCUUAUGCUUGCUUGUUAGUGGAGUUAGCUAGAGCUUCUCAGGUGUACUUAAAUAAAUAUACAGUUGUAGUCCCAAGGAAAAUAGUUAAGAUGAGUCAGAAGAGACAAAUGAACUGUGUGAUUUUUCAGUGUAUAAUGUAUAAAGAUAAAAUCACAGACAUACUGAAAUAUUUUUAUAAGUAUCAUAUAUAAAUACAUAUAUAUAUGUAUAUGGCUGUAGCACAAUAUUAUGCAAUAUGACUGUUGCUACAUUUUAUUACGUAAAUUAUAGUAUGAUACUUUUUUUAAAAAUUCUGUCCUUAUAAUUUGUACCAUGUAUGCUGUGAUCAGAUUUUCAAAGACCAAUUAGUUGACAAGUGUGAUAUAUAAACUGUGAACUCUAGGCUUGUUGAAUAUUUACCUGCUGUUACACAUGAGUGUUCUUCUUUAUGCUCUGUUAUGUCUGCUCUUUAUCCACCAGUCAGAGUGGAGCACUGUUGGCAUUGUGGAAUCUGUGCAGAUUUUAUGCUCACGUUAUUCGUUCACUUGUGUUACCGACUGAUGAUUGUUGGUGGCGGUUUGUUUCACCGCUUUGGUUGUGAUUGUAAAUAUAUAUAUAUAUAUAUGUGUGUGUGUGUGUGUGUGUGAGAGAAUAAUUUCCUUCUGCUAUUGGUGGUUGAACUUGAGUACCCAAAUUAGCUUUUGCAUAUUUGCUGGUACAAAUGCACCAAUUAUUGUUUAGGGUAAGAUACCACUUCUCCUGUAGCUUAUCAUAGCACAAAUGACGCCUUGGUUACAGGAUAGGCAGGUGCUUUGGGAGUCUACUUGAAAGAUAAUGCUAUCAAGUGAAGACUGGUUAGAAUUUGUUAUUUUGUUUCAAAGAGUCCACAAGUGCUGCUGUGAUAGUGUUGUGAUGCUCACUGUAGACAAUCUCAUGUCAGAACCUUGUCUGACCUUGGAAUGACUUGUUGAUUGUCUAUCACUAUGUAGAUAACAUUUGAGAGUUUGAUAUUGGCAUGGACUUAGUAUUGAACAAAUUUACUGUUACCUAUUUAUUUGCAUCAUAGUAUUUUAUCAUUUGAGUGCCUAUUGGAAGUGUAAAUCAAAAAGGCAUCAUGCAAAUUAUAAACAAUUUUUUGCCACUAAGUGAAGUAAAUUAAUUUUAUCUCACCUUUUUGUAUUUUUCCAUUUGUCUUGUUUUAUGAAUCUAUAAAGUAUACCAAUUGUGAAAAUGAUUAAUUACGCAUUAAACAAUUGUUUAAACGAACAAUUUGCUAGACAAUCUUCAUAUGCAAAUGCAAUCAAAUCACAGCAUCCCAGAGGCAAGACUAAUUAUAGCCCUACUAUAGUGGUUAUUUUUCUGGUGGUUUGUGCUUACCUUGUCAAGACUUUUUUGUGCUCCUUCUGUGAAUCCCAAUUUCUUCUGACUAUAAAAAGA
Gryllus bimaculatus (two-spotted cricket) is the source of this 2015-nucleotide messenger RNA. Lineage: Eukaryota; Metazoa; Arthropoda; Insecta; Orthoptera; Gryllidae. The record is from the annotation of a GenBank genome assembly.